This is a messenger RNA of Naegleria lovaniensis, 1317 nucleotides long. RefSeq lists its product as uncharacterized. Bases 1 to 1317 code for a protein of 438 amino acids. The record is from RefSeq and is a predicted model, not a curated record. Lineage: Eukaryota; Heterolobosea; Eutetramitea; Acrasida; Naegleriidae. The transcript has a single exon.
AUGAGUCAACCACCUUCCAUAGUGAACUCGACCUCCUUUCAAGAAACCGGAAUCAUUCCUCCUCCACCUCCAUUGAGCUCUCUCACUAACAUCAACUGGAAUGCUCGGAACAAGAAAUUUAAAUUGGAUACAAGUAUUCGGGAAUUUGAUGAGAGAAAAAUUUCAAAACACCCUCUCAUCAAGAAACGAUUGCAAAUACAACCCUAUUUACAUUACAAUUUGAACCGAAAUUUUACAAUCAUUACAUAUAUGGAUGAAAGUAAUGAAUUCACGAAAUGUCCAACGUUGAUUAGUUUUGGAGGUCCGCAUGUUAGGGAUAAGACGAUCUAUUACUUGGAAUUGGAUCCUCCCAAAACAAGAGUAGAUUCAGAAAAUGACAAUUAUCAAGUAGAACAUGAGUGGAAGGAAUUAGAAACUGUGGCAAAUCCAUAUGGAGAGUAUUUCAAAAAUAAUAUGUUACAAAUUCAAAAUGGGAGCAUGAUCUAUUCGAAAAAGCUCCAAAAAUUAAUUGUUUUCCAAAGUGGAAGUCAAUAUUUUAAAUUUUACUUUUUAUGCUUAAAAAAUCGUACUUGGAUUAAGAAACGCUUUUGUUAUCCAAAUUUAAGUUAUUGUUGGGAUGUAUUAUUGACAAAAUAUGAUGAAGAUGGAAGCAAAGGUUUAGUAGUUACACGCUCUUUCAUGUCAGUCUUAAUUGUUGACUUGGAAGAGCUGUUUAGUACCAACAAUGAGAAUUAUUUGAUCACUUUGCCAGCAAUAGCAGAAGCCAAAACUGUUGCUACUGUAGCCUCAAGAAUGAUCGUUCCAUUACCAACACAACACCAAAUACUGGUCGUGGGAUCUUCGAGCAGUUGUACAAAAUUCAAAGAAGAGGCACGAGUAAUUAGUGUUGACUUAACAACGAACACCAACUCAACCACUGACAUUAGUGAAGGUAUGCAGAUGUAUAAUCAACAUCAUUCUGCUUGCGCAUAUCCUUUCGAACAGAAAACGUCCUCGACAUCAGGAGCACAAGUAUUGAUUACACUACUUGGAAACCAUGGCCAUUUGUUUUUCGAAUAUGACACACAAACAAAAAAGUCAACUUUUCUGUCUCAUAAUCCAUUACCGAUCCAAUUGGAGCACCAUGCAUUUUUCCCUCCGUUCCUUUGCACAUAUCGAAACAGACGAAACGAGAGAUGUGCAGUGUAUAUUCCAAACCUUGAUAUUUUGUACAAAAUCAAAUUAGACUAUGACAAGCCAGAGAAUGCAUUUCCAUAUUUGAAAAAGCAAUUGCUGGAACAUGAAAUGUUUAAGGACAUUGCAAUAUUGCACAAAUAA